Molecule: messenger RNA, 1296 nt
Organism: Leptomonas pyrrhocoris
Lineage: Eukaryota; Euglenozoa; Kinetoplastea; Trypanosomatida; Trypanosomatidae
Exons: 1
Coding region: 46-1296 (416 amino acids)
Source: RefSeq, a predicted model, not a curated record
AGCGAUCCGGCAAAAGAGACUACACGAAUACUGCGUGCUUCUCCAAUGUCGAAUGCCUUCAUGGCCCAGCUCCCAUACAUCGGGACCACCUCCACACUCGGGUGGCACAACGAUGUCCUUGCUCAAUCCUACAUGGACCACAUCGUACAACGCGCGCGCGUGCUGUUGCCACGGCGCGGGUGGCGGGUGGGCGUCCUCAAAGAAUUCUACCCUCGCGGUGCCUCGCUGCUUGGCCUCAACGUCAACGCUGGUAGUGAAGUCUGCGUCCGCUUCCGCGUGCCCGGCAAGCGAAACGAGUUCCUGCCCUUUCACGAGGUGUUGUGCACCGCCCUUCAUGAGCUGACGCACUGCGUACACUCCCGCCACGACCGCGCGUUUUGGAACCUGUACUACGACCUCGUAAAGGAAUGCGAGGCGCUCGAGGUGACAAUGAUCGCCCAAGGCAAGCAGUUAUAUCCGGCGGCCGCCUACGUCGCCAGCGAUACCGCGAUGAGGGGUUCCUCACCUUCUUCAUCGCCCAGAAGGGCGAAGACAUCACGUCGUGGCGGAGGUGGGAUUGGUGGGCACCGACUGGGUGGUGAACAGCAUUCUGCUGGCCGUGGCCGGGGUCGCGGUGCAGGCACAACCACACGCAGCCGGAAUGGCACCGUCACCACCACCGCGCGACAAGGGAAAACGAAGAAGUUCGCCUCUGCGUCCCCAACGGGUCAAGAUGGGAAAUCAAGUGCGGCGUUUCCUGGUGAAGGCCGCCGCCUCGGCGAGAGUGCGGCUCUGCGGCCCUUCGACUCCGCGCCGGGCUUUACACCCACGCGAGACGUUCUACGUCGGAUUCUCGCCGCUGCGGCAGAACGGCGGUCAAAGCAGACAGGCAGCGCAGAAGCUCCGAAUCCAUCCGUCAGGUCUUCCUCCAUGGGUAUUAGAGACUCCUCUCCAUCGCCGGGAGACACGGAAGCAGAUUCGAGAGAGGCAGUUUCCGAUGAAGAUGACGUUCCAGAUCGCGUUCCGCCGAGUCAAAGUGCACUGGACGACAACGAUGGUAGCUGGAAGUGUUCGCGCUGCGGAUUCUGCAACGAGGCCGGCGCAUGCGGCUGCCAGUUCUGUGACAACGAUGACGACGACGCAGCAUCGUUGCUGGACGAAGACGAGGUUGGUGAGCCACCGACAAAGAAAGUACGCGACACAGCGGCGACGGAGGAAGCUUCUGAAAAGCCAUAUCUCACUGCAAGUUUGCCGCUUGUACGUCUCGGCACGUCUCGCGACACCGCGGUGGAAAUCAGCGGUGACGAGGAUGAUUGA